CUGUGGCAGGCAGGCAGAGAGUUAAAGAUCUCCAUUGUCCGUAUGCCAGUACAGUUUGGGGUUUGUGUAAAACUUGGUGAUAUGUAGGUCAGCUUGCAACAUAAAACUGUACUGGAUUACUGCAUAACUCUGCAGAAUCCAGUGCUGAAGGAUUCACUUUCUAUCACUAGAGGAAAUAACAAUUCUUUAGUACGUAUGUUCCUGUGCGACUGAGCAGCUGUAACGCUGGUAUAUUUAGCCCUUGCAGAGCUUGUGGUAAGUAGGGUGUUGCCUAAAUACAAUUAGCCGGUCAGAUGACGCGAUCCCUGCUCUGGUGGCUUGCGAAGUGUAGAAAGCCUAUUGCAUUCAAUAAAACUAAAAAAAUGAGGUUGUUUUAGAAGAAAUAGGAGAAAGGGGCACUUGAAAGCCUUUGAGUGAAUUCAGCCCUGACUAAGAAGGGAAUCAUGGCUUACAGAAGAACAGCAGAUUUCCCAGAAACGAGAAGGAUGACAUCUUUCAGUGUCUGCGUAUGCCACAGCAGCUCAGGAAGGUUUCACAUAUGGUUACGUGAGGCAGCGCUGUUAUCUCCGAGAAUCUUGGCAUGCACUGUGUAGUGCACAUCCAUUAAAGUACCUCUUUCAUUUUGCACUACUUGUUUUUUUCCUUCUUCUUAGCGAUCUAAGGCAGUCGGAAUUUUUCAACUGUGUUCUUUCCAUAGUGCGUUUAAUGAGAGCUGGCUCUGCCCUUCCUGCUUUUAUUAGCAGUGCUGCAGGAUGCAUCUCUUGCAAGGCUGAAAUGGCUGGGAGGAUUCAUGCCUUCUCUGCAUGCCGUGCUGCUGUCAGCAUGUAAAUACCCCGUCUGACAUGGUGCACACAGUAUCUAAACAUUGCAUCAUCAUUUUACAGCCUGUAUUUUGAUCAAGAUCUCAUGAAAAACACAGCCUAAAAAGCCAUCGAGACCAUAUUGCAACCAGAUGGUAUUAACCUUGCUUUUUAUCUCGUGUUAUAUUUACCCAGUUAAAUAAUGUAUGCUGUAUUGUUAAUUAAUGUGAAUAUCAAAUUAAACAGCUUGAAAACUAAUAUGCUAGCCAUUCAGGUAGGAGGAACGGAAAAAAUCUAUUUUUAACUCUUGCGUAGCUCUAUAGCUUGGCUGGCUUGCGGAAAACGUUGGACCUCCAGGGGAUGUGAGAAGUGGCCCUUUGCAGUGGUCAGUCUGCGACCCUUUACAAAAUAAGCUGCAGAUCUGUGGGCUGCAUAAUGGAGAAAACCCGGAUGUGGAUUAUUAUUGUUGCCACAAUCCGUUCCCUGAUGGCAAAUCCAUUUCUCAUGAAUACCAUCCAUCCGAGCUGCUUUUCAGCUGAUUUUACCAACGACAGCUUCUCAGAACCAUGAAGCGAGGACCGAAUUUAAUGGUUUAUUUUUACCUCCGACUGCGCAACAUACGGAACGAUUGACUGUAUAUUCUAAGUUAACACUUCCAUAAAUGAUUCGUACAGGAGAGCAUAUUUGCCAGUUGCGAAAUCCAGCAGUAUAACAGGGUUCUGAAUCUGGUAUUCCAGGCUGCCAAAUUAGUCAAUAAAAAAGAUCAAAAUGUGUAGCUCAGAAGACAUAGUGGACUGCUAUCACAGCGACACAUUGCUCUGCCGUUUAAAUGAGCAACGCAUGCAGGGAACCCUAUGUGAUGUCACCAUUGUGGUUGAAGACACUAAGUUCAAAGCACACAGGAAUAUCCUGGCAGCAUCCAGUUUGUAUUUCAGAAAACAGUUUCUGAGUCAAAGCAUUUUAAUCCAGGGACAUGUAUUGGAACUUACAGACUUCAAAGCAGACACAUUUACAGAAAUACUGAAUUAUAUUUAUAGUUCUAAGAUUGCAGUAAAGCGAAAAGGAGCACUACGAGAUAUUGCAGAUGCUGGGAAAAAACUGGGAAUAACGUUUUUAGAAAACAUAAAGAAUGCUAAUUCGAGCUGCAAAAGAUCUUCAUUGCCUUCUGCUGUCUGCUCCUCACAAGCAGACAAUAGGCUGCCACUUACAUUGUAUCGGGAUGACACUGGUCUGAAAUCAGAGGCUGUGGAAAAGAAAGGAGACGAUCCAGCCAUUGCCAAUGGACCUAGAAUUACCAAUGCAUUUUCCAUUCUAGAAACGGAAGUUUGUGGUUUUUCUCCACUGGAUCUGAGAGCAAAUUUUAAAAAGACAACAGACUCCACACAAGAAAUCAAUAGUAAAGAUCAUUGUGAGAAUGGAGUAUGCAAUGAUGGUGAACCAGUAAAUACUCUGGCUGAACACUCUUACGCUGUAUCUUCAGGGGAUCUUCUUUAUAAAAGGGAUUCUGUAUUUGACCAUGGAAACAGGCUUAAUCAUUCAAGGACUGAAGAAAGAUCAAUGCCUUGUAUUGUACCUACAAUCCAAGAGGCAGUACCAGCUAGUAGCAUGCCGGUGCUUGAACCCCAGUGUGUUAUCCCAAAGACUACAACACAAAGCUGUAACGCUAACAAUGUAAACAGCUUGAAUUGCCCUGGUGUCAAGGAUCAAGAAAGUACUCCUUCAGAUUUAUACAAAGACAAUGAAAAUGGAGUGGUACAGCUUCCUCCAAAUAACUCACCUGCCAAACAGUCCUUCCAUGAUCCAGCUUUGUCAUAUUCACUCCCUAAAAAACGCCAAGAGACGUUUAACUGUAAAAACUGCAGCAAAGAGUUUGCGCAUUUGAAACGACUGCAGAGACAUGAACAGAUAUGCUUUAAGAUGGUGCACAAUGACAAAGAUACUAAGAUAACAGGCAGUCUUUCAGGGGAUAAUACUUUAGAAAAAUCAAGUACUUCUUCAGGUCCAAUAUCUGACCAAAAUUCUCUUCCAAAUAUUACCACUCCUGGAUCAGACCAUUUUGUAAAGAUAGUAGAUGGUAAGAUUUUUUAUGUGUGCAUUGUUUGCAAGCGGAACUAUGUUACUCUUUCAAGUCUUCGAAGACAUUCAAAUGUCCAUUCAUGGAGGAAAUCAUAUCCCUGUCAUUACUGCAACAAAGUCUUUGCCUUAGCUGAGUAUCGUACUAAACAUGAAAUCUGGCACACAGGUGACAGGCGAUAUCAGUGUAUAUUUUGCUUAGAAACAUUCAUGACUUAUUACAUACUUAAAAAUCAUCAAAAAUCUUCCCAUGGAAUUGACCCAAGAAUGGGAGUGGUCAACAAAACUGCCAAUAGAGGGCUAAAACCUAGCAUUUAUCCAUACAAGCUUUAUAGACUUUUGCCUAUGAAAAAUAAAAGAAUGCCCUUAAAAACUCCUGGAAAUGACACCCCAGCAGGAAUACAUUUCCAAGGUCACAGCUCCUUUAACACAGCAACCAUUGUUCAGAAUUCAUUAGUUUCUCAGCCCUUUAGUUUGGAAAGCCAGGAGAGUUUGCCUUGCUCUUCUGAUACACCACAAAAUAUUUCAGGCUCAAACAUAAAUCAGGAUACUUGGCCAUUUGAUGUUUCACAGUCUGAUAACAAUAUAAAUGCACUGCCUGAAAAGAAAGAUAAUUCUCCUCUGCAUAAUUCCAACUCAGCUCCUACAGGGUGUAAUACUUUAGUCAGUUCUUUGAGUAAUGAAACCCAAAAUAUGCCCUCUGUUAUUAACUGUACCAGCUCUGCACCUUCUGUGAUUAUGCACAGCAGUAGAACAUCUUCUGUAAUAAUGCAUGGAAAUUCAGUAACAGCAACAAAUGGGGUAAAUUGGUACCAUGGAAGAACCAUUGUGUCCCCAAAGAGGGAUUGUAGUUCUCAAGACCCUGGCAAAGGUGUAGUAGAUUCACAAUCCAUGAAAGAGAUGAGUUCUGACGAGAGCAAAGUUAGAGAUGUUCAACAGGAAGGACUAGGCUUAUUUAGUCCUGUCCCUUCAAAGAAAAAGAAAAGUGUAAUCAAACAUGGAAAUAAAACAGAAACAUACAUAGCCAAACCAGCCUUGCCUGGAACUCUAGUGAACAGUGGAAUUGCUCCUCUUUGCAAGAUCACUGUAAAGAUUGGUAGUGAAGCUUUGGUAAAACGUCAGAUCUCUGGGUCAUCGUUGUUUUUUAGAAAAAGUGUAAGACCAAAACAUUCAAGGUCAAGAGCAGACAAAUCAAAUCAAGAUUCUGAAGAAGAGAGGAAAGAAAGAAGCUCCAUUCGACUUCGAAAAUCAGAAUCUGCAAAGAUGGAAGAAAUGUGUGAUGAUCCUAGUGACCAAGAUAUUUCUGACAAGCCAUGGCGGCCAUAUUACAACUAUAAGCCCAAGAAAAAAUCCAAGCACUUUAAGAAAUUUAGGAAACUAAAGAAAAGGAAGAAACACAGCAAUAAGAGGUCAGAUGUGGAAAAUAAUGAAGAAGCAGACACUAAAGAUAUAUCGAGGAAUGUAACUGAAGAGACUGAAAAUGGCAAGGAAGAAAAUCUACAGACAGCUGAGUAUACUGAAAAUUCAGCUGCAGAAGACAUUGAUGUCUCUGACUGGCAGUUAGCCUCUAAGCCUUGUUUCUGUGAACUUUGUCAAAAGUCUUUUCGGAAUCCAUCAACUUUAAAGGUUCACAUGCGUUGUCACACAGGAGAGAAGCCCUACCCAUGCAAAACCUGUGGAAAGUGCUUCUCAUUCCCGGGAAAUCUAAAUAAACACGAGCGCAUUCAUAUGGGUGUGAAAAACUUUAUGUGUCAAUUUUGUAGUAAGUCAUUUAUGUUAAAUGAAACCCUAAAAAAGCAUGAGAGGAUCCAUACAGGAGAGAAAUUGUAUGGCUGCCAGUUCUGCCCACAGCAAUUCCUGUAUCUCUGCACAAAAAAUAACCAUGAGCAAAGACAUCAAACAGAACGCAGUGUUAAAGGUUUUGUUUGUAUCCAAUGCUCCAAAAUUUGCAAGACUGCAGCAGCUCUAGGAAUGCACCAAAAGAAACAUUAUCUGAGGAGUCUAAAGCAAAGGGAAAGGAAGGAAAUUGCAGCAACAGAGAGCUGGGAGGCAUCUACGAGCACUGCAUGCAAAAUGAUGGAUUUAACAAACACUAGUGGAGUCACAGAUGUGCCUGAAAGUGUUCCUGUUUCCUUUGCAGACAGUGAAACUCCAUUAUUAUCAUUUGACAGUGGCUUUAGAGACAAUUCCCCCCAAAAUGUAGGCACCAGUCAUGUUGCUGAGGGUUUGGCACCAGAAGAGCUGCCUGAAAGCAGACUUGGGACUGCGUCAGCACUGCCACCAGUUGGUGAGCAUGGCACUGUCUUAAUGGAGGUUCCAAAAAGCUGGAAGCACUGGAAAACACGACACUAUAGUUUAGAGGACGGUAUGAACUCUGAUAAUUCUUCCACAAGAGAGUGCACAAAGACUUUUACUGAAUUAAAGACAAUGUCGAGCUUCGACCCCUUUGUCCCUUAAGGUGGUGAAACACUUUGAACCAAACCAGAUACGUGAGUUGUAGGAUAUACAGCUACACAUUUGUUAACCUGUUUUUGCCAGUUGCUUCCCUUGGGCAUCAGCCAAGUCUGUAAUGUAUUGUAAAACAGUGCUUUAAAAUACAAGGAUAUUAAGCAUAUCAUAUCAUUAGA
Molecule: messenger RNA, 5500 nt
Organism: Xenopus tropicalis (tropical clawed frog)
Lineage: Eukaryota; Metazoa; Chordata; Amphibia; Anura; Pipidae
Gene: zbtb38
Product: zinc finger and BTB domain containing 38
Exons: 3
Coding region: 1569-5330 (1253 amino acids)
Biological process (GO): regulation of DNA-templated transcription
Cellular component (GO): nucleus; chromosome
Source: RefSeq, a predicted model, not a curated record